Molecule: messenger RNA, 687 nt
Organism: Symbiodinium pilosum
Lineage: Eukaryota; Dinophyceae; Suessiales; Symbiodiniaceae
Source: the annotation of a GenBank genome assembly
AUGACGAUUCCUCAGAACAGAGCGGGCUUGCCCAUCGCGCCUCCGCCACACUUGCAGAUCAGCCGAAGCGCUCGGCGAAGAGCUCUGAGCGAGGUGGCUCGCAAGACUUUGCCGAUACCGGGUUACACGGGACAUCUUCGGGCGCACAAGGUUGAGAAUGUCUUUGGAGCCACCUUCGGCGAGGCCCUUGUUGUCGCGCAGGGUGCCCGGAAUCGUCGCGGUGCCGACGAGGAUUUCUCGGCACAUACAGCCUCCCGGAUGCAUAACAUUGAUGGCGGCUCGCUCAAUGCCACGAACGGCCACAAGCUUGGGACGAACGAGCCGUUUGCAAAGACCGUCUCUGUGUACCACAAUCCACGGGGUCAUGACAUCCGCGCCGGGGCUGCAAUUCCUGGCUAUUGCGGCUUCAUUCCCUCCAAGGUUGCUGGGAACUGCUUCGGCAAGCGAAUGGCGCUGGACAACCUUCACGCCACAGAGAUGCGACGGGCCAACGAUGAGGGCGCCGAAUGGCGGACAAACUGGAUCACUGCUUGUGAGACAGAUCGAAGAAGGUUGGCUCACGGAGCAUUCUCGGUCAAUGAUCAUUUCAAGUUCACGCGCGAUGAUCCCCAGCGGGACGUCUCCGCGUCACCGAGCUCCUGGAAAGUAUGGGAGCCAAAGGCACCCCACCAGUGGAUCAGAUACUGA